Molecule: messenger RNA, 8085 nt
Organism: Cladocopium goreaui
Lineage: Eukaryota; Dinophyceae; Suessiales; Symbiodiniaceae
Source: the annotation of a GenBank genome assembly
AUGGCCCGUCUUGCAGCUGUGUGCGUCUUGGCGGCUGUCGCCUGCCUCCUGAACAGCAUGGCCUUCGUGCCAGCUCCGGAGAGCCGAGCACGUGCCAUGGACACAGGAGCCAUGGCAGCGGCAGCUGGUGUCAUGGCUGUUGGCGCACCACAGAAUGCGGAAGCCUUCGUCUUCAAGGGCAAGGAGUACUUCGAUGUUUUCUACGGCAUUGAGCCACUGGCCUGGGCCUUCUGCGGCUUCGUCAUCGUCUACUACGGCGCCGUGCUGAAGAACGCUGCCACCAAGUACAACAUCCCAGUCGACAAGAACAGGUCACCCAAGGUGGGUGGCUUCCAGGGCAAGAUCGCCGUGAUUGGCGUGGGAGGCUGUGACUUCUGGCAGGAUUUCAGGUUUGCCGCGAAAGCGCUGCAGCUGGCCAUGAGGUGCUAUGGCAUCUGCAUCACGCCCAGGAUACAGGCCCAGGAAGUGCCGUUGCAACCCCAAGACCACUCCGCCAAGCCUCUGGUUGCCGUGGAGCUCAGGUGUCCGGUGGCUGAGGUGAUUUGGAGGUUGGCUUCAGAUGUCACAGAGGCCGUCAUCGCCUGCAAUCGCGGCGGCGCGUGGCUCAGCAGUUUGCAGCUGCUGCCGCGGCAGCUGGCCCUGCAGCACCGGCGCCCUGUGGUGGUGGUCAACGGCAGCCUCAAUGCAUGUACCUGGCUACUGGAGGGUUACUUGAGGGCUGUGAUGUGGUACCAGGCCUUGGAGCCUGACGAAGUGAGCCUCACCAGCUCUUGCCGUGCCGCCAGCUGGCAGCGUGCGGUUUUCGCUCUCGGCGUGGUUUCUGGCAAUGUUAUCCUUUGCAACGUGGUUUGCAGCGCCUUAGAGAAACAGCAUCAGUGGAGCGGGGCCCUGGAUGUGUUGAGCAUGAUGCCGUUGGCCGAAGUUCAGGCAGAUGUGAUUAGCUUCAACUCAUGUAUCAGCGCAUUGGAGAAAACGGCUCGUUGGAGUUUAGCCACCGUUCUGCUGGGACAGUUGCAAGGUGGCUCGCGACCGAGAGCCUCCGAGGUGAGCUACAACGCGUCGAUGAGUGCCUGUGGCAGCUCUGCUCAAUGGCAGUUUGCUUUGCAUUUGCUAUCGGAAAUGAAGGCGGUGAAGAUCCGACGGGGCAUUGUGUCCUUCAAUGCUGCGCUGUCCGCGUGCGGCAAGGCUUCAGAAUGGAGUCGGGCUUUGCUGCUGCUAAGCAGCUUAUCGGAGUUGCAGCUGCAAGCGACAGUGGUCACUGCCACUGCAGCUGUCAGUGCCUGCGCUGAAGCGGCCGCGUGGCAGACAGCUCUGGCCAUGGUGCAGGACUUCAGUGUGGCGCGGAUGAGAAUCUCCAUGGCCACCUACAACGCACUUCUUUCAACCUUUGGACCCAAUUGGUCAGAAGCCCUUCACACGUUCUGCCAGCUUCAUGCCGAAACUGCAUUCAAGCCAGAGAUCAUCUCCGUGAAUGCGGUCGUUACGGCCUGUGCUCGUGGUGAAGUCUGGACGUGGGCCUUGCAGGGGCUAGAAAACCAUGAGCCCAAUGGGCUGCAGCUGAGCAGGGUGAGCUACAAUGCCAUGGGCUGUGGCCAGCUUCCAUGGUGGCGGGCAGUUCAUGUCCUGGAUGAGAUGCAGCGCCGUUGGCUCCGUCUGGACCCUGCCACCUGGGGCUCUCUGUGCCUCGCGGUGCCCUGGGCACGUGCUGCGGAGGCCCUGGCACGACUGCCCGGGCUGCGGGCCGAUAUCGCUGCGCGCCAGGGAGUGGCUGGCAGCUGUGGGGAGACGCUGUUGUGGCAGAGGGCCCUGGAACUGGCGGAGGACCAGGACGGGCAGGGUUUUGCCAUGGAAUCUGGCACCAAAGGUGAGUCUCAGGUGAGACGCUUUGCUGGUGAUGGUGACAAUCCCCCGAAGCAGUACAAGCAGUGGAAGCGAUGGGCUCGGGCCUAUCUUAAGGUCCAAGGCUCAAAAGGGAUGUCUGCAGAUGCUUUUGGAUCUGUUCUGUACACACUACUGGACGGCCCGGCACUCCGAGCUUUUGAUGCCACCGACAUGGACAUCAUCGAAACUGCCGGAGGCCAAGAUGUGAUCUUUCAGGUGCUGGACGAGAGGUACCCGGAGGAGGCAUCACAUGACCGUUUGGGAGAAGUUCUAGAUCAAAUUUUUGAUUUGAAGGUGGACAGAAAUGAGAGCACGGCAGCAUUUACAGGCAAAGUGAGAUCAGCUUUCUCAGCAGCGGAAGCAGAAGGGAUCAGAUUUCCUUCCGUGGCCAAGGGCUACAUGGUGCUGAGGUUUGCGAAGCUGACGCCAGAACGGAAGGCAGUAGUUUUGGCUGCUGCCCGAAGAUCAUACGAGGAACAGGACAUCAUGGCUGCCCUGAGAACAACGUACCCAGAGGGACUCCAUCAGUCCAGGUCGUCGGUGAAUGCAGUGACCAAAGUGGAGGAGAGCCAGAGUGGCGAAGAGCACGGUGCAUUGGCGACGGAAGAGGCUGAUGAGGAGAAUGAGCCCUUAGAUGAACAGGACGCCAUCGAGGUACUCUUGUCAUGGAAGGAGACAAGAGCCAAGAUCAGCAAGGAGAAGCUGAGUCGAGGUUUUCCAACUCGCCAGGAUGUGAAGAAGCUGGAAGCUCGUGUGCGAUGUUUCAAGUGCAAAGCAGUGGGACAUUUCAGCAAAAAUUGUCCUAAGAGAGGCAGCUCCAGCUCUACAAGUUCCCCUGGAAAGAGUGGCGUGAAGGUGAAUUUUGUGAAUAUGGUUUCUUCUUCCAGCGAUUCAAAGACACAGUCCAUCGUCGACGAGUACGACAUGAUCGAGCAUGACGAGACGGACCAGGUCACCGAGCACGAGAUUGACGUCAUGGUGAACGAGUGGGCUGAUCGACGCAAGGAUUUCUGGAAGACUGAGAAUGAGCAGGUGAUCAGAGUGCAUGUGCUCCCACGACGGAACCUUUUCACACCCAUGAGGACACAAUGUCCUGUCUCAGUGGAGGAGCUGAGCACCGCGAGAUUGACGAAGGUGAAGCCCAGUCAGGACGGGAGAUCAGCAACCGAGGUCUUCACCGCCAAUUGGAAACAUUCUGGAGAAUCUCACCGAGAUCUCGGAUAUGAAUGGACCGGAGAGACAAUCUUCUACAAGGACAAGGCAGUGAUCUAUGAGUCACCAGAGCAGGAGGAGACGGAAGAGGAGAUUGACGGUGUGGCGGCGGUGUUGAUGGAUUUGAUGCGACAAUAUCAUGGAGGACAAGCUUUUCAAGUGAGAUCAGACCCAGGAGAUUGGGUAGACCUACAAGAAGACACGUCCACCGAGGAGACGAUUGCGGCUUACGCCGAUGCUUUCAGAGAAGUUCAGCUCAAGGCCCAGGAACCAAAUGCAAACAUGAACGACCCCGAAGGACCACGAGAUCAUCGAGCUGACGGAGAUGACUCUUCAUCAGGUGAGGAGCAUGACAUGCAAUUCUCUGGGCAACAACCAUGUCUCACUCAUCCUCCUGGCUUUGGAGUGGUUGACACGGGAUGUGGACGUGGACUCAUUGGAGCUGACACACUUCAAAGACAUCGAGACCUUUUGGCGACCAAGAACAUCAAGAUCAUUGACCUGGCAAACCAGAAGCAGGUUUUCCGCUAUGGAAACGGCAGCGUGGAUGAGGCGAUUGGAAGAGUGGAGAUACCAAUUUUCAUCCAGGGCAGACAGCUCCGGAUGAGAGUGAGCGUGGUGCCAGGACAAGUGCCACUGUUGAUUUCCAAGCGAUGUCUCAAGGCAUUGGGAGCUCACAUUGAUUUGGUGACAUCCACGAUGCACCUCACCAAGGCUGGACUCCAAGCACCACUCCAUGAGCCAAAGAACGGCUCGUACCAGAUUAAUCUUUGUGAUUUUGAUCCCCAACGAGCUGCACCCUUCAAGUCUGAGGAGAUCGACCUUACGGACAUUACCUUCGUGAACAUGGUGACCACCGACGACACCCACAAGAACGACGCAGAGGUAGUCAUGGACACCAAUGAGGACAUGUUUGAAGGGAAUUGGGGAGUCAUGAAGGCUCAACAGCGCAAGAUGCUGAUGCGCGACAUUCAGGAAGCUCUACGAGUACAUGGAGAAGACCGACAACCCAAGAUCAUGGAAAUCUUUUGCCCUGGACGUUUUGCAGAACAAGCUCAGGCCAUGGGGUACCAGAGCGUUGGCACUCUGGAUCUCUCAAAUGGAUGGGAUUGGAGUCGGGAUGACCACCGACGUGCUGCGGAGCUUCUGAUUGACCAAGCCCAACCAGACCUUCUGCUGAUGUGCCCCCCUUGCGGACCUCUGAGUCCAUUGCAGAAUUUGACUCCUGAUCAUCGACGAAGAGAUCCACAAGGACAUGAACAAGAAGUGCUGCAAGCCAAGUCUAUGAUUCGUUGGUGCGUCAAGAUGGCGCGGAAGCAGUUGGCGGCUGGGAAACACUAUCUCUUUGAAAGCUCAAAGAGAGCUGGCACAUGGAGUAUCCCGGCUAUGGAGAAUUUUGUCAAGGAGACCAACCCGGCCAUCCUUGAAGUCUCCCUUUGCUCUCUGCAUUUGCGAUGCCCUGAGUCUCGCAGGCUAUACGGCAAGGAGUGGCGAUUUAUGACUUCCUCUCUGGGAAUUGUGAUUGAUCACAUGCAGCCACAGAACUAUGACGAGUGGCUUGAAUGUGUGGACUGCACCACAGAGGCUAAGAAUAGCCUGUUGCGCCGUGGCGGACAUAGCCCCUAUCAGCUGGUGCUUGGCCAAGACCCGGAGUUUCCGGGUGAUGAUAUGUUGUCGUGGAAUACCAGGAAAGAGGAGUCAUGCCAGAUGGAAAAGACAAAGAACGCCCCGGAUACAGAUUCCAAGCCAGCCGGCGGUGAACCUCAGCAAGUGCCGAGUUCCGGACCGCAGUCCAUCAAAAGUUCUGGACCGCAGUCAAUUUCGAGUUCACAGUCUCGAGAAGAGCAGAUUGCACAGCUGUCACCCCAAGAACGAGAAUUGGUUCGUGACAAGCAGGCCCUCAAACCUUUGAGUUUAGCCGAGACGGCUGAGAUCAAGCGAUACGAAGAGUAUGAACUGUUUGAGGUGAUCAAGCCUUUGUAUGGUCUCAACGACUCCCCUCAAGGAGUCAUCCAUGUGUCACAAGCAGAGUUCGCCAGCAAGCUGCCAAAACCGAAGUUGAGAGGGUCAGUAUCUGACAAACGAGUGGCCAUUGACUUAGUGAUCAUCAGGGAAACCUUAAAUCGAAUCAGUGGAAAAAUUAGAUGGGCCCCCACUUGGCUUCAACUUGCGGACGCCCUGACUAAAGAAAACCCUGAUGCGAUGGAUAUUUUGAGAGCUGCAAUGCAUGUGUCUCAAUAUCAAUUGAGUGAAGAAAGUCUUAUGAUGAAUGCUGCGGCAGAGCAACGCAGUAAACGUCAGGAGAGAACACCAAAACAAAAGGAAGCAGCCCGAAAGGCUUUUGAGGCUCUCAGGAAACCCCAGGAGACGUUUGUCAAUUUCGUCGUGCCCGAGUGCCGUGAGAACAUGGUGAAAGUCAGCACAGCAGGACUUGCUGAAGGAGAAGUCCGAGCUCUUUUCGAGGCCGUCACCAACACGUGGGUGAAGGACCCCGAAGAGUACUUAGAAUGUGUCAUUCAGAAUCAGACGGCAUGCAAGAUCAAGAUGCCACUGAACAAGAUGAAUGGCAAAAUGUUCAAAGGUGUCGAGAUGAAGGUCAACUUGAGCUACACCAAGUCGACCCAGAUGGUUGCUGUCACCACCGGUGCAGCAUAUCUGGACCAGGCUGAGCAGCAGCUCAAGGAUGUCUUGGGAGUUUACCGGCAUUUCAUAGACCACCGACAAGUGCUUCCCCUUCCAGAAGGGUCAGAGACAUGGAGUGAAGCGCUUGGCUAUCUUCGGAACUAUGGAAUCAAGUCCAACUAUAUGAUCAAGACAGAGGUGGAUGACGAUGAAGAUCCGAUGAAAAAGACCUAUGCCGACAUGUUCCCAGACGCCAAAUCGAAGUUCACACCUGAUGAGGAAGAGUUCAAAGCAGCGAUUGCCGAGUUGGCACAUGAGACAUCAAGGAAGCUUUACAACUACCCAGCAUGGAAGAACCAGAUCCUUGAAUUUCUCCUCCAGGAGUGCGAUGCUGAUACCGACAUGAUUCGCGAGCUCAUGAGCACGCCAGCCGAGAGUGAAACAAGCUGGUCAGAAGUGACAGAGAGUCAGAAGCUCUACUGCUGGCAUCUGGACAUCAACUGGACCUGGCGUGGAUUGCAAGUCCUGGCUGAUUUCUUCAUGGCCACUGUCGCUGGCAUUUGGGCACUGAGUGCUGCCUGCAGUGCCUGCGAGAAGUGUGGCCGCUGGGAGGAAACCAUGGCCCUGCAACGGCAGCUGGUCAGAUGUCCUAUGCCAGGUGGUGAUGCGACCUAUUCCUGCAAUGCAGUGUUGAGCUCCCUGGAGAAGGCCCACCUCUGGGUCUCGGCUCUUAGCCUGGCGACCGAGCCGCUGGACGUCAUCGGUGCCAGCGCAGUGGUGAGCGCCUGCGAAAAGAUGGGCCGAUGGCGACGAGCCAAGGAGAUCUUGGGGCAGUUGAAGUUCCAGAAGGUCCAACCGAAUGAGAUCACCUUCAAUGCUGCCAUCAGCGCAUGUGAGAAGGGAGAGAUGUUGGUGGCUGCGUCCAGGCAUGAUCAUCAGAUGAUCAGAUGUCAGCCCCAGCAGACCCAAGAAACACUCCGCAUUGCCAUGUCGCACCCUGCGCCCGGCAAGGGCCAGGGCAAGGAGGGCCAGGGCAAGGGCCGCCAGGGCAAGGGCCGCCAGGGCAAGGGCCGCCCGAGCAAGGGCUGGAUGCCCCGUGGCGCAUCGCUCUUAAGGCACCUGCAAGGGAUGCAGCCCAGCUCCAUUCCGCGCUUGGUUGGACACCCACUCUCUGCUGACGAGUACUUCUUGUCUGCAAUGGCCGUGCGUCAGGAUGCCCAGACCCAUGCAGAUGAGAACAACCUUUUGACCUUUGGUGAAGCUGCGGGUUGGGAUGUGGAUGAUAUGCUGGCAGCUCAAGCGCCGGCACGGAACAUGGGUUCUGUGGGAAGUGGCGAAGGUUUGGUGGGCACCUGUGGCUUCAUGGGCGUGGCGGCGGGAAAGUAUGCUGCCAGACUGAAGGCGGUGGAGUUGAACGCUACAUUUCAUGACCAAGGGGAUGCCAGUUAUGAGGCGCAGGCGGCCAGCUAUGCCCAGCUGGGCCUUCGCGUGGUGGUGAAGGUUUCGGGCUACGCCACCCACCGUGUCCAGUUGCAGGAUCCCACUGAGUGGUGGCCCUGGCUGCGCGCCAAGUACGCCCCCUUUGUCAACGAAGGCGUUUUGGUGGGUCUCUUGUGGCAGCUUCCGCCAUCUUUCACCUGCACUGAUGAGAACUGCCAGCGUUUGGAGACUUUGGGCGAGCUCCUGCGUUCAAAAUCUCAAACGGAGCCCUGGUUGGAGCUGAGACAUGCUUUUGAAUUUCGUCACUCCUCCUGGUUUCGCAGCCCUCGAUGGCGGGAAGGCUUCAAGAAGCAGCAGUUGAGCCUGGUGAGUCUUCACUUGCUGAACGACACCUCCUGGGCUGGUGAUUUGGAGUCCGGCUGGCAUGGGCUGCCAGAGGAUUCGGCGCCGGACUUCGUGUACCUGCGCUGCUUCGGCACUCGAGGUCGAAGUAUUGGAAGCUACAGCAGGGAGGAGCUGCAAGACAUGUUGGCUGUGACCCAGAGAUCCACCUCCUCAGUGGUGAUGUUUGGUCAAGGUGACGCGCCCAAACAGGCCUUGGAAAAUGCCUGGGACUUGCAGGACCUGAAAACUCCUGGAGCUUCGAGCCAUGUGAACCGAAGUGAUUCCAAGCUGGCUGGGAAGGUCUGCAGCGGUGUGGUGCUGCGGAAGGGACAGGAUCGAACGGUUCUCUCAGUCACUCUGGAGGAUUCCCAAAGCCGCACCGGAUAUUUGGGCUCCAGACAUUCGCGGCGCCGGGGGUUGAAGCUGCGGGUUGGUGAGGUCCUGGAGCAUUUGAGGGUGGAAGCGGAAGACGCUUCAGGUCGUUUGCUGUUGAGUGUUUGUGACAUUGGCUCCAAAGAGAGCGCAGAAGCAGUGAAGGACAGUUGA